AUGGAGGCAAGCUCAGCCCGUUUUCACCCAAAACGAGGGAGCAGGUCUCAUGGACUACGUCAAACUGAACGUCGUAGAAAGGCCAAACGGCUGCAGUACAACGGGAUUCAGGCGUCCUCUUCUGAUGUAAAUACGCCCAGUGGCACUGCCAAAGCUACUGGAAUCAUCAGCCACGUCCCGAUUCCAUUUCCCCUCGAUGACAACAAGAUGUGCGACUUCAUCUCGCCGCUCUGCCCACUUCAGGAGAAACAUGUUUACAACUACUCCGCUUCUUUCCCUAUCAAAACAAUUUAUCCCUCCCUGCAUUAA
Molecule: messenger RNA, 309 nt
Organism: Protopolystoma xenopodis
Lineage: Eukaryota; Metazoa; Platyhelminthes; Monogenea; Polystomatidea; Polystomatidae
Source: the annotation of a GenBank genome assembly